Molecule: messenger RNA, 390 nt
Organism: Cladocopium goreaui
Lineage: Eukaryota; Dinophyceae; Suessiales; Symbiodiniaceae
Source: the annotation of a GenBank genome assembly
AUGGCGGUGGACCCGCCCUCUGACUUUCACGGUCUCGUUCCGGAGCCGGCACCGUGCCGCGCUUCCCGCGCUUCCCGGGCUUCCCGGGCCCGUCGUCGAGCUGUGGUGCCUCUGGACAUCGAUGCGCAUGGCAAGGUGAUGACGAGAGUGAAAGGUCAAAGGACUUCGGAGGAGCCAAAUAAGGUCAAGUCGAAGCGACGACCUUAUCUGAUGAAUUUGUGUGAGUUGAGGCUGGAGAGUUUUCUGAGAACUCAUGGCUUUUCAGAUGCGCACGAAGGCAAGAUGACGGGUUGCCUCUUCAAAGAUUUGGUGUAUCCCAUCCACGUGGCAGCAGAGCUGGGGGCAGCUUGGCGCUUGGUGUUUUUCGCCAAUGCGAGAAAAGACCGUUAG